Lottia gigantea (owl limpet) is the source of this 1044-nucleotide messenger RNA. RefSeq lists its product as hypothetical. Gene Ontology annotation, biological process: transport. Gene Ontology annotation, molecular function: transporter activity. The annotation marks the transcript as partial. The record is from RefSeq and is a predicted model, not a curated record. The transcript has 8 exons. Lineage: Eukaryota; Metazoa; Mollusca; Gastropoda; Lottiidae.
UGGCGCAAAUGGAUUCGACCUCUGAUUAUCACCGGCUAUGUGAUAAUUAUUUGUAUUGUGUUACCCCUGUUAAUUGUUGAACUGUAUAAAAAGGAUGCACCAGAUCAUGUGAAGGGGUGGUUUGUAGCUGGUGUUUUCACUUUAUUAUCUUUACCCAUAUCCUUAUGGGGUAUUCUACAACAUCUAGUCUAUUUUACCAAACCAGUUUUACAAAAAAAUAUCAUCAGGGUAUUGUGGAUGGUUCCAGUUUAUGCUCUCAAUGCAUGGUUGGCUCUAUUGUUUCCAGUAGCAGCUAUAUAUCUAGAUACCAUCAGAGAAUGCUAUGAAGCUUACGUUAUUUACAACUUUAUGAGCUAUUUAUUAAACUAUCUGAGAACUGAACAUCCAUAUUUAGAGUAUGAUUUGGAAAAUAAAGCUCAAGUCAAACAUUUCUUCCCCUUUUGUCUUUUACCACCAUGGACAAUGGGAAGGCCAUUUGUUGAGAGAUGUAAACAUGGAGUAUUACAAUAUACAAUAGUCAGACCUCUUACUACUGUUAUAGCUUUAUUUUGUGAAUGGGGUGGUGUGUAUGAAGAAGGUGAUUUUAAUUUUACAUCAGCCUGGUCAUAUUUAGUCAUAGUGAAUAACUUAUCUCAAAUAUGGGCGAUGUAUUGUUUAGUAUUGUUUUAUAAAUUAACUAAAGAAGAAUUAGCACCAAUAAAACCAGUACCUAAAUUUAUGUGUGUUAAAGCUGUUGUCUUUCUCUCAUUCUGGCAAGCUGUAGUAAUUGCUGCAUUAGCUAAACUUGGUGCAAUUCCAAAAAAUGGCCCCUGGUUAUUUUAUCAUUCUGUAAAGGAAGUGGCAACUGGAUUGCAGGAUUUCUGUAUAUGUAUUGAGAUGUUUUUUGCUGCUAUAGCUCACUAUUUCUCUUUCUCCCAUAAACCAUACAUGGAUAUGGCUGCUGAUAGAUCUAAUUGUUGCUCAUCAUUUCUAUCAAUGUGGGAUGUUUCUGAUGUACAUAAUGAUGUACUAGAGCACGCUAGAUUUAUAGGUAAGUUAUUAAGA